Malaya genurostris is the source of this 2171-nucleotide messenger RNA. It is a transcript of the gene CrebB, whose product is annotated as cyclic AMP response element-binding protein B. The coding region runs from base 912 to 1754 and encodes 280 amino acids. Gene Ontology annotation, biological process: regulation of transcription by RNA polymerase II. The record is from RefSeq and is a predicted model, not a curated record. NCBI's taxonomy places the organism in Eukaryota, Metazoa, Arthropoda, Insecta, Diptera, Culicidae. Gene Ontology annotation, cellular component: transcription regulator complex; nucleus. The transcript is spliced from 6 exons. Gene Ontology annotation, molecular function: protein binding; RNA polymerase II cis-regulatory region sequence-specific DNA binding; DNA-binding transcription factor activity, RNA polymerase II-specific.
GAUGACGUUCACGCAUUCUGUCAAAAACAAGCUCUCGCUAGUUUCGUUUCGGUGCUCGCUACGAAUAUGACGAACUUGUCCGCUGAUUCUCGAAGGUCUGCUGCUGUUGCUAUUGUUGCUGGUACCACUUCAAGCAUUAAAGUGCCCGUAGUGUGAAACGACGUAUCGUCGCGUUGAAUGAGAUUGAGUAGACGUGUGUGACGAGGAAGGCAGCACGCGGUCUCCCGUGGACGACACAGUGGUCGAAGCGAGAAAGCGAAAGAGAGAGAGAGAGAUAGUUAGAGCGCGAGGUAAAUCUGGUUACGUAGACCCCUCGAUGAUCAGUGCACCAACACAACAGUCGAGUGACGAGAUGUUACCCAUCUCUUUCGUGCCGGUGUGAACUGGGACCGAAGGCGAUGUGCUCGAGCGAGUAGGCAACACUGUCUGUUCUGUAGGGUGUGUUAGUUUUUCCGUAUAGCUGCUUGGCUCAGUGCGCUAGUGGAAAUUGUUGACGUGUGUACCACCUAUAUUAUUGCGAUUAUAGAGCUAUUUUUUUUCCCUCUACAUCGCUCUGUUCGUAGUGACGGAGCAGUAUACGUAAGAGAACACCGAUACGAUUAGUGGAUCCGUUGAUUAGCGGACGACGACCAGUUUGAAGGUCACUCUUCAGUUCGGCUGAGGUGUGCACCAGUGCAAAACCAAAACACAAAAAAAAAUCGAACAACAACCAGCCAGCCAGCCAGCGGUUUAUUAUUGCACGUGUGUUUAUCGAGCUAACCGCUCGACGGCGACGGCGACGGCGACGGUCACAGUCCCGUCCCGAACCACAUCCGACGAUCCGGUUAACGCUUGCAAAGGACAAAAGGCUGCAGCAAAAUUUCAAACUGGCGGGAAACUCACGGGGGCUCUGGCAGCUGAAGCAGGAGGCAAUGGACAACAUGGUCGAGGAGAACGGAUCCUCCUCGCUGGACCCACUGGCCAACAACGACCAGCACAACAGUAGUUCAAGUUCUGGUGGUGGACCGGGACCGGGACCGGCCAACAGUGCCAGUUCCGAAAGCAUCAAUUCUCCCGCAAACGUUGUACAAAUUCUGCCGGCAUCGCAAACCACUGGCAGCGUACAGACACAUUCAGUGAUACAACAGAACCAGCAGUCGGUCAUACAGACGGCGGCCGGUCAGAUACCGGCGUUACCCCGAGGCGUAUUAUUAGUGUGUAACAAACCCAACUCAGUAAUCCACACUACGCAAGGUAGUUUGCAGGCUAUUCAGAUUAAACCAGAGCCGAAUGUCGGCAGCGGUGGCAGUAUAAUGACCGAUACCAACAGCGACGACACGUUGUCGGACGACGAGACGCCCAAAAAGCGAAGAGAUUUACUAACCCGCCGACCAUCCUAUCGUAAGAUUCUGAGCGACCUCGGCGGAGCAGAAAUUGCAAACGCCCAAAGCCCAGACGGCCCAGGACUGCAUGCGAUAGCAGCAACCGGCGGUGGCGUAGUGCAAUAUACCCAGGCCCAGGAUGGUCAAAUUUACGUACCUCAUCUCUUUCCCAAUGCAGUCAUGGGCGGCAACGUGCAGCUGGAGGAUCAGUCCCGCAAGCGGGAAAUGCGCCUGCAGAAGAAUCGGGAAGCGGCACGCGAGUGUCGGCGCAAGAAGAAGGAAUACAUCAAGUGCCUGGAGAACCGAGUGGCCGUACUGGAGAAUCAGAACAAGGCUCUGAUCGAGGAGCUGAAGUCACUGAAGGAGCUCUACUGUCAGCAAAAGAACGACUGAGGACAGCCCGAGAACGACGACAUACCUGCCACUGCUGCUACCAUUGUUGUUGUUGCUUCUGUCAACCGAGGGAACUUCAGUGCAAGUCCCUCGCGGUAGACACAAAAACACACACCUCCAUCGAAUAGGAUUAUGUCAGACUAUUUUGUACCAAGGAAUCUUGGUAGUGACAAACAAAACAAAAAAGGAAAAAAAUAAAUAGAAAGGGGUUUGUGGGUAAUUUUCUUCCCAUUGUUCCCCUUUGGACAGAGUACACUCGUUUAAAGAUCCAUCCAAAACACAUAUACAUACAGAACAUACACACAGACACACACACACACACACACACACACACACACACACACACACACACACACACACACACACACACACACACACACACACACACACACACACACACACACACAGACAAACAAA